Seminavis robusta is the source of this 816-nucleotide messenger RNA. The record is from the annotation of a GenBank genome assembly. Lineage: Eukaryota; Bacillariophyta; Bacillariophyceae; Naviculales; Naviculaceae.
AUGACCCCACUAGUCCACGGCCUUUCAAAUUCUGGCAAACGCGUCAUUGUGGCCGGCGCCACUGGAUCGGUCGGCCAGUUGCUGGUUCGUGUCCUGCUGUCAGAUCCUCGUGUGCAACAGGUGACGGCGAUAGUCCGGCAACAGCCAGUGGCCGAUGAUCGAGCCAAGACUAUUUGGUCGGCGACAAACUCGACACUUGAAGACAAGCUGUCUCAGUUGGUGGUAGACUUUGAUGAUCUCGGUCGGGAUAAGGACAUUGCCGCCAGCAAACAACGAGAGCUUAUUGGAAGCGCCUUUGAGAAUCACGAUGCCUUUCUGACGGCCAUUGGUAUUUACAGUCAAGCUACCCUUAGCGAAGACGAAAUGGACCAGGUAGAAUCCCACAGUGUCGUUUUGGGUAACAUUGCCGCAGAGGCCGGAGUUGCCCGAGGAGCCUACCUUUCCGGCGGUGGUGUCAAGCAACCAACUUUAGAAGGCAGAGCCUCGUCCAUGUUUGCUCGUUCCAAGGGACGUACUGAAGAGUCUUUGGCAAACCUCUUCCCGUCAUCGCAUGUAUCCUGUCGACCAGCCGCUAUACUUGAUCGACCUGGUCCACCGGCCUACGGAUUCCUUGAUGGAUAUCUCUUAAAGACUCCUUUGUUCGCAUGGCUGAGGAAUACCAGCAUGGCCAUUUCGGCCGUUGAUAUUGCCAAGGGGAUGGUACAAGGAGCCGCUUUUGACAAACAGGAACUGGUGAAUGGCAAUGUCAUUUGGGAGAACAAUGAUAUCAAGGAAGCAGCCAAGAGGUACGAUGACCUGCUCCGAAACGAAAUGUAG